Molecule: messenger RNA, 2142 nt
Organism: Vanderwaltozyma polyspora DSM 70294
Lineage: Eukaryota; Fungi; Ascomycota; Saccharomycetes; Saccharomycetales; Saccharomycetaceae
Gene: KEX1
Product: serine-type carboxypeptidase
Exons: 1
Coding region: 1-2142 (713 amino acids)
Biological process (GO): proteolysis; apoptotic process
Cellular component (GO): trans-Golgi network
Molecular function (GO): serine-type carboxypeptidase activity
Source: RefSeq, a predicted model, not a curated record
AUGAUGGUUUCUUAUAAACUAUUAUCGUUGAUUACAUUGUUAUUUGUUGCUCAAUGUACCACAGGUUUACUCAAACAAGAUGAUUAUGUAGUAAGACCUGAUCUGUUGCCUGGUAUAUCCUCUAUUAAGGAUAAAGCAUUAAUUCCUAAAAUGUAUGCAGGUCAUAUACCAUUGAACCUACAAAAGACUACCGAUGAGAACGAAAAUACAGAUGAAUCUGAUUCAAAUUCAAAUACAAAUUAUUUUUUUUGGAAGUUUCAACAUCAGUCCGUUGAAUCCCCAAAUUUAAUUUUUUGGUUAAAUGGUGGUCCUGGUUGUUCUUCAAUGGAUGGUGCUCUGGUUGAAACUGGUCCAUUUAGAGUUGAUAAGAACGGUAAACUAUACCCAAACGAAGGAUCUUGGCAUAGCAGAGGUGAUUUAGUCUAUAUCGAUCAACCAAUUGGCACCGGACUUUCUACUUCUGCAGCCAUUCCAAAUCUAUUGGAUGACUUGAAGGAGGUUUCUGAUAAUUUCAUCUUAUUUUUGGAAAAUUAUUUCACAAUUUUCCCAAAUGAUUUAGAUAAGGAUAUAAUUAUUGCUGGUGAAAGUUAUGCCGGUCAAUAUAUUCCAUUUUUUGCAAAGGCAAUCAAAGAAUAUAACCAAAAAAUUUCAGAUAAUAAGAAAAAAAUCAAUUUGAGAAUGUUACUAAUUGGUAACGGCUGGAUCGAUCCUAUCACUCAGUCUCUUUCUUAUUUGCCUUUUGCUAUUGAAAAAAAUUUGGUUGGCAAAGAUACUCCAGACUUUGAAACUUUAUUGAAAGCUCAUGAAAAAUGCCAAAAUAAAAUUAACUCAAUCAGUGAAGACGAUAAUUCAUUUAGUCACGAAGAAUGUGAAUCCAUUAUCAACAUGUUAGUAUCGGUUACAAAGGAUAACUCCCCUAAUGUUAAAUCAAAUGAAGUUUGUAUUAAUAUCUAUGAUUUUAAUUUAAGAGAUUCUUUCCCAGCAUGUGGUGCAAAUUGGCCAAUUGAUGUUUCUCAUGUUGCAAAGUUUUUUUCAACUCCGGGUGUAAUUGAAGCUCUAAAUUUAAAUGCUGAAGAAGUCCCAAGAUGGAAGGAAUGUAAUUACGAUGUUUUGAAUCAUUUAACUAAUCCUGUAUCAAAGCCAUCUGUAAGAUUAUUACCCGAACUUUUGGAAUCUGGAAUUGAAAUUAUUUUAUUCAAUGGUGAAAAUGAUUUAGUUUGUAACAAUAAGGGUAUUACUGAUAUGAUUUCCAAAUUAACCUGGAAUGGUGCUACCGGAUUCUCUGACAAAGUUCAAAAAUAUGAAUGGUUAUUUAGAGAUUUAACCAAAGAUACUGAGGAACCAGCAGGGACCGUUACCUUUGAUAGAAAUUUGACAUUUAUCAGUGUAUACAAUGCUUCUCACAUGGUUGCAUACGACAAAAGUAUUGUAGCCAGAGGUAUUUUAGAUAUCUAUCUAGACAAUGUCAUGCUGGUUGAAAAAGAAACCGAUUCUCCCGAUGUUUUGAUUAGUACUAAUGAACCAACAUUUAGUGAUAUCGAAGAAGAAGAGUUAGAUGGUGAAAAGGAAGACGAAAAAGAUGGGGUCACUGAGGGCGAUGGAGAAAAAAGUGAUACUGACGAAGGAAAAGACACCGAUAAGGGGAAGGAUGAAAAGAACGAUGAUGAUGACGAUGAUGACGAUGACAGUGACGAUGAUAGUGACGAUGACGAUGACGAUGACGAUGACGAUGACGAUGACGAUGACGAUGAUGAUGACAGUGACGAUGACGAUGACGAUGAUGAUGACAGUGACGAUAACGAGAAGGAUGAUAAAUCUGAAAGUGAAACCAAAACACAUCCUAAAGCUAAGAUAGCUCUGUUACUAUUAUUAUUCAUUUCUGUAUUUGGUAUAACAGGUUCUCAAGCUCUACGUCAACGUAAUUUCCAGUUCAGAAGAGCACCACUUACCUCAAAUUCUUUUUCAUCUUCCAGUUCUCCUAAUGACCCUAGUAAUUGGGAUAGUAAUGAUGAUUUUGAUUUUGAUAUUGAAAACGAUCCAUUACCAAGUACGAACAAUAAACAUAAAGCAGCAAAGAAGAAAAAAGACUAUGUUAGCAUCCCAUCAGAUAUUGAUGAGUCAUUCGAAUUAGCCGAAAUUUAG